Messenger RNA from Aegilops tauschii subsp. strangulata, 2418 nucleotides. Its product is annotated as cation/H(+) antiporter 15-like. Gene Ontology annotation, molecular function: antiporter activity. Gene Ontology annotation, biological process: regulation of pH; proton transmembrane transport. The record is from RefSeq and is a predicted model, not a curated record. NCBI's taxonomy places the organism in Eukaryota, Viridiplantae, Streptophyta, Magnoliopsida, Poales, Poaceae. Gene Ontology annotation, cellular component: endomembrane system; membrane.
AUGUCGCUGGCGGGGGAGGUCGUUGUCAACAGAAGCCUCUACUGCUUCGAGCACAGCUCCGGCCGCCCCACCUCCUCCGGCGUCUUCGCCGGCGACGACCCCCUCAAGUUCUACUUCCCCCUCCUCCUCUACCACAUCUGCAUCAUCUUCAUCCUCUCCCACGCCAUGUACGCCGUGUUCCGCCGUGUUGGCAUCCCGCUGGUCAUCUCCCAGAUCCUCGCCGGCACGCUGCUGGGGCCGUCGAUCCUGGGCCACUACCUCCCACACAUCGGCGAGGUCUUCGCCACGCCCGAGGGUUGGGUGCAGAUCAACACGGUCGGCGGCUACGCCUUCACGCUCCAUAUCUUCACCAUCGGCGUCAAGACGGACCUCGGCAUGAUCGUCAAGUCCGGGAAGAAGGCCAUCGCCAUCGCCGUCCUUGGCACCGCCGCUCCGCACCUCGCCAUGUACGUGACGGCCCUCGCGCUCAGCGAUCGCAUCCCCAAGCAAUGGACCGACACCUUCCUCCUCACCAACCUUAACUCCUGGUGGUCGCUCUCGGCCUUCAUCGUGGUCUGCUGCACGCUGGAUGACCUCCACCUUCUCUCCUCCAAGCUCGGCCGCCUCGCCAUGUCCGCCGCCCUCAUCGGAGACUUCGCCAACACCUUUGCCAUCGCCGGCGUCACAUCCUACCUCCUCCAGGCAAGCCCCGAGGAGAAGCUGCAGCGGAUUGGCUUCGCCUCGUCGCUCUCAUUCACCGUCUUCAUCGCGCUCAUGGGGCUGGUGGCGCGGCCGGUGAUCCUGCGGCUGAUCAGGGACGUGCCGGAGGGCGGCAUCCUCUCUGAGUCCCGCCUUGUCGCCGUGCUGCUCAUCUCCAUCACGUGCAGCUUCGCCGGCGAGCUCCUCGGCCUCCACGCGACGUACGGGCCGUUCAUGCUGGGGCUCAUGCUCCCCGGCGGCGCCCCGCUGGGUGUGACCCUGGCGGAGCGGCUGGACCGGCUCGUCGCCGGCGUGCUGACGCCGCUGCUCAUCGCGCAGGGAGGGAUGCGGAUGAACGUCCACAUGAUCACGGACGCCUCCACCUGCGGCCUCCUGGAGGUGUUCUUGGUCGUCGGCAUCGUCGCCAAGUUUGUGGCGUGCAUGGUGCCGUGCUUGUACUGCCAGAUACCGGUCCGGGAAUCCGUGGCCGUCGGCCUCAUGAUGAACUUCAAGGGCAUCACGGAGGUGGUGUACGCCUCGGCGUUCAUGGACUCCAAGGUGCUGGACGACCAGGCGUACGCGGCCUUCAUGAUCAACGUGCUGGUGGUCGGCGCCGCGACAGGGGCGGCAGUCAAGUACAUGUACCACCCGGAGGAGAAGUACGUGGCGAACCAGCGGCGCACGGUGGAGAGCAAGAAGGUCGGCGAGGAGCUCCGGGUGCUGGCGUGCGUCCACUCGCAGGUGGACGUGGCACCGGUGGUGGCGCUGCUUGACGCGGCCAGCCCGACGCCGACGACGCCGGUCUCGGUGUACCUCCUCCACCUUCUGCCGCUCGCCGGGCUCACCAGCUCUGUGCUCCGCUCCUUCAAGCACAGCGACCGGCACUGCGUCCCGACGGGGUCCAAGGCCACCGAGUCGGAGCGCGUCGUCAACGCCUUCCAGUUCUUCGUGGACCAGCGGCAGCAGGGCUCCUCGUCGCUGCUGCCAUACGUGUGCAUCGCGCCCUACGCCACCAUGCACAACGACGUGUGCACCGUCGCGCUCGAGAAGCGCGCCAUGCUCAUCAUCGUGCCCUUCCACAAGCGCCUCGCCAUUGACGGCUCCGUGGAGCCCACGUCGCCCAACGCCGGCGCCAUCCAGGACACCAACAUCAACAUACUCAACUACGCGCCCUGCUCCGUCGCCAUCCUCGUCGACCGAGGCAGCCUCUCCGGCGUGGCCAGCACCGCGUCCAUCGACACCAUCGACGGAUUGUUCCCGCAUCGCGUCGCCAUGUACUUCCUCGGCGGGCCGGACGACCGGGAGGCGAUGGCGCUGGCGGCGUACAUGGCGGAGGACGCGCCGAUCGGCCUCACCGUGUUCCGGUUCCUGCUGCCGAUAGAGUGGCAGCAGCGGCUGGACCCCGAGGAGGACGAGCUGGACGACGAGGCGACGCAGGAGUUCGUCGACCGGUGGGUGGACGACAACCGGGUCAUGUACAGCCAGCACACCGUCGGCGGCUCCCACGAGAUGGUGGACGUCAUCCGGAACACGAGCGUGGCGUUCGACCUGCUCGUGGUCGGCCGGCGAGCCGAGAGCGUCGAGUCGCCGCUGACGGCCGGCAUAUCGGACUGGAGCGAGCACCUGGAGCUCGGCGUUCUCGGGGACCUGCUCACGUCCGCCGACUUUGGAUCCCGGUUGUCCACGCUGGUCGUGCAGCAGCAGACCAUGGCGGCCGCCGGUGAGCUGUACCCCGUUUGA